This is a messenger RNA of Prosopis cineraria, 849 nucleotides long. Its product is annotated as protein SENSITIVITY TO RED LIGHT REDUCED 1-like. The coding region runs from base 1 to 849 and encodes 282 amino acids. Lineage: Eukaryota; Viridiplantae; Streptophyta; Magnoliopsida; Fabales; Fabaceae. Gene Ontology annotation, cellular component: nucleus; cytoplasm. The record is from RefSeq and is a predicted model, not a curated record. Gene Ontology annotation, biological process: microtubule-based process. The transcript has a single exon.
AUGGCAAUCUUAAGGAAGACAAUGGAGAUUUUCAACAGCCUCCAAGAUUUGAAAACAUCGUUAGAGUUAAAUGAUUGGGGAAAAAGAAAUAUUCUGAAAAUUGUUCCCUUCAGAAAAAAGAUAUUGAUGUGGAGAAUGAAAAGAUGCAUAAAUAAAUUAGAAAGCUCUCAAUUCUAUCAUAAUUUCCGACAUCAGGUAAACACUCCGACAAUUUCAGGACACUUUUCCAAGUUUCUGGGAUCAGACUCGAAGGCACAAAUGGUAAUUUACGGCAUUGGCAACAUUGAAUUGGAAGAGAUUUCCAGAUUACAGCUCAGUCUUGCAAUGUUGAUGAAAAAAGAUUUUGGGUGGAUCGAACUUGUCGAGGUAUUCGAUCCUGUCAUCUCAAAAACUGAAUCCCAAGUUAUGAAAACUCUUGGUUGUUCUGUCUUAUCGAUAAACGAACACGGGAGGAGGGAAGCUAUGAAACCAACUAUAUUCUUCAUGCCACAUUGUGAAAUACAUUUAUACAACAACCUCAUGGAGACAAAUUGGGAAUUGAGUCUAUUAAGGAAUCUGGUCAUAUUGGGUAACAGCUUUGAAGAAUAUAGGAAGAGGCCACCUUUCAUUGUGAUAUUAGAGAAUAAUCAACCUUUCGCUCCUGUGUAUGGUGACAACUUCAAGAAAUUUUGGAAAGGCAGACCUUAUUUUUCGAUAGCAAUGGAACAUGUUAUGUCUGCUGAAAAAUUUACAAAUGAGUUUAGAAUCGACGACUCAACUUAUUUUGCGGCUUUUGCUUUUUCAAGUUGGCAUUUUUUCAACCCCUGUUCAGAGACAGAGCUAGUAAUUAAUUAUUCUUAUGAUGAUUAG